Molecule: messenger RNA, 756 nt
Organism: Schizophyllum commune H4-8
Lineage: Eukaryota; Fungi; Basidiomycota; Agaricomycetes; Agaricales; Schizophyllaceae
Exons: 2
Coding region: 1-756 (251 amino acids)
Source: RefSeq, a predicted model, not a curated record
AUGCCCGCCGUUUCCCACCGUCGUACCUCCUCCCCCACCGCCCUUCUUCGCAUCAUCGGCCGGCUCGAUGUCUACAGAGGAUACGAUAGAUACCAUCCGAACGCCAGAACCACACCCACAAUCAAGCGCCGCUCAUACACAGUUCAGCGCCGCUCAUGCACAAUCAAGCGCCGCCCUCACACUAUCGGCUGCCCCCCACUCAUCGCCCGCGCCGUCCCCCAUGCGUCUAUCACCCUCGCCGCUCUCUUCCACACACGCACCGAUACCCUUAUUUAUGUCCGCGUCGACGCCGCCGACGUCCCCCUUCCCGCCAUCGAGCUCGCUGUCGCCGUCGUCGAAGGAGCCUCAGUCAUCGCCUCGGAAGGAGCUCCUGUCAUCGCCUCGGACGGGGCACGCCCCACGUGCGCUGCCAUACCCCCUCACGCAGAACGGCCUGCCAAUCUCUCCGCCUCUGCGACCGACCGUACGGCCAACGCGGUCUCCUCUCAUGCGGGCGGCCCCCGCACAUUGCGCGCUCCCGUCGAUCCGCAAGUCGCGGCGGUCGCCGUUGGUCGCAGUGAGUCUCCCCGCCAGCGACCGCGUUUCGCUUCUGACUGGCUUCUCGAGGUGCCCAAAGGCGAGUUUCCUGCGCUACGCGAGGCUAUUUCGUUGGUCGUUAUACGGCGAUGGACCUUGUUGCCCGACCAUGGAAUUCGUUACGCGUCGGAUGCAGGCUCUCGCUCUCGGUCGGAGCUUGGUCGCCUCCCUCGAGUCUAA